AUGGUGCCCGCACCGCCGCCGCUGCCCACGCAGUUUCCCUGCUGGUGCCGCGCAGUCUACUCCUGGGGAGGCGAGUCGAAACGCGACCUCGGCUUCAUCGAAGGCGAUUUGAUCGAAUGCCUCAACGCCGGAGACGGCUCUUGGUGGACGGGCAAGCUAUGGCGCGACAGGAGGACCGUCGGCGUCUUCCCCUCCAACUUUGUCGAACUACUACCGCCCAACUUCCGCCCGACGACGAGAUCCGUCAGCCCGUUGCCCGACAACACGCCCGGUCCCAAGCCUGUGCCCCAGAAAUCCAAGACGUUCCGCAAGCCCUUUGAGGCAUACGCCAAAGCGCCUCACUACACGACGGCGAAGCAGCCAGAGGUCGUCCGAGAGAGCCCGCACACGCGCGCCCGUGACAACUCGGCCAGCUCGUACCAGCCUCCCGCCCACCUUGGCCGAUCCCCAUCGCCAGCGCCGCCGCUGCAGCAUCACAGGAGCUACGACGCCAGAGCGCCGUCGCCUGCCCCUCAUCAGCAGUACGGCAGCUACAAUUCACGCGCGCCUUCACCAGCGCCACCGCCCCAACAGCAGCAUCGCUACGACUACAGAGCUGCCUCACCCGCACCUCCCCAGCAGAGGAGCUAUGACUUCAGAGCCGCCUCGCCGGCGCCCCCUCAACCGAGGAGCUAUGACUUCCGCGCUGCUUCACCAGCUCCACCUCCGCAGAGGAAUCAUGACUUCCGAGCUGCUUCCCCCGCUCCUCCUCAACAACAACAUCAUAGGAACGACUUCCGGGCAGCAUCACCAGCCCCACCGCAUCACGUUGACUACGGAUCGCGAGCGCCAUCGCCUGCCCCGCCGCAAGCUUAUCAGCAGCACCCAAGAGCCCUCUCGCCAGCACCUCCGCCACAGGACUAUCACAGGGCUGCAUCUCCUGCACCACCGCCUCCGUCACACCAUCACCACGGCAGCUAUGGAUCUCGCGCGCCAUCUCCUGCGCCUUCGUUCGGAUACAACCACCACUCGCGGGCUCCGUCCCCGGCCCCGCCUCUGGCACGCAGUGUGUCACCGGUUCCUUCUUUCAUCGACACGUAUCACAAGGAGACGUAUGAUGAGCCAGCACGCGAAGAUUCACCGCCGCCGCCGCCUCCACCGCCCCAUCGUCACGUCAAUGCCUCCCGCAACAGCAUUCACCCCAGCCAAGAACCACGGUACGCCGGCGGUGGGAGGCAUGGCUCGAACCUCUCCUAUGAGCACCGCCAAGACGGGCUCCAGACCCCUCGAAUGCCUUCCCCCUGCCCUCCGUCACCUGGUGGCAGCCACAUGACGCCAUCACCUCUCCGGGAAGCCAUGGACGGUGUCAUUGAGCAGCUUGAUGCCUUGGGUAUGCCCAGGGACACAAGGACCCCCGAACCCGCACCGCUUGAUCCCUGGUCUCCGGAGUGCUUUGACAUGGUCAGCCACCGUGCAAGAAACAAGGCGGCUCAGCGGCCCCAGACGUCCAUGGGACUGGGUCAUCAAGAUGAGGGCUACGAGACCUGGAGCGGAGGAUCCUCGCAGGAGGCAUCUUACCAGAACGGCCAGCGAGAGGAUGCACACGACGCGCCCCAGCUCAGCAACUAUGUCGAACGUAUGGAAACUCGACUACAAGGCUUGCAGCACAGCAACAGCACAACCAGUCACGAUGAGCCCCCACCCCCGCCACCAAAGGGCAACCUAUAUCAGCGACCAAAGUCAUCCAUGGGCGAGGCUCCUGCCCCGGAGAAGAAAGUGCGGACUCGAAAGUCAGCUUACGAUGUUGGUCGAAAUGUCCUAGGCCGCUCCUUUACAACCAAGACUAACUCCACGAGCGCAUCUUCCGGUAACCAGAGCGCGACGACGCAAAGCACGAAUAGGAGCCUGAUGAGCGGCGUAUCGGCCGGUGCUAUCAGCGCGACCAGUGCCGGCAGCCUAGCCAGGAAGAAUGAGCGACGAGAACGCGCCCAGAGCGCCCUCGGCGUUCGAGACCUUGAUAUAGACCGACCCGACAGCCCUUUUACUGGUGUGACAUACCACAGCAGUCACGCAUCCGACGCCUCCCGACCAAAAUCGCAAGCAGGUUUCAACGACGAGAUGGGCUCUGGCCUUGGUGGGCUUGUGCAGCCUAGAGCGCCGAAACGCAGCCUGUUCAAGAAGCUCUUCGACACAGCAAAGACUGGCGUGGCCACCAGCCGGAGCAACCUGGGGUCCGGCGGCGAUCUGGCCAGGCCAUCACCCUUUUCCCGCUCGACGACCGUAGCCUCCCCUGCAACCUCUGGAAUGUCCUCCAUGACAGGCCUUGGCAGCUCGUCCGUCGGCAGGAAUGCUGCCAAGGAGAUGGGCUUGGGGUCUGGGGUAGACUGGGUCCAGGUCCGCCGAGACAUCAAUCGCUCCAACUCGCUGAGCAAGAUUGAGCGCCACGAGCGCCAAGAUCGGUGCCAAAUGCUUGACCACCCCGCUCUCAACCCCGUAGACGAACUCUACCAGGGUGCCGAGGGUGACGAAGGCGCGAAUGGCAUGCCUGUUGACGAUCCAAUCGACUACCAGUCUAUCAACCUCAGCCAGGUCGACAAGAGCACUCGCUUCAUCAGCAGUCUACCUCCGCUUACAACAGCCGUCACCUUGGCGACAUCCUAUGUCUGCCGUCCGUAUCGCAGCGACGUCCAGCGCAUGCGCGCCAUCUUCUCCUGGGUCUCGGAGAGGAUAGCUUGGGAAGAAGACUUUGAGGGCGAAAUCGACACCAGGCGCGUCAUUCAAAGCAGGCGAGCCUGCGUCGAAGAGUACGCUGUCUUGGUGAUGGAGAUGUGUGCCGCCGUGGGCAUCGAGUGCGAGGUAGUCCGCGGGUACCUCAAGACACCGGGCGAAACGCCCGAUUUUGGCAUCAUGCCCCGGUCCAACCACUGGUGGAACGCAGUCCUGGUCGACAACGAGUGGCGUAUGGUUGAUUGUUGUCUCGCCAGCCCCUCCAACCCUCGCCGGCACCUCUACUCUGGUGCCGGCAAUUCAGCUGCCGACUCGUGGUGGUUCCUCACUCGCCCGACCCAGCUGUGCUGGACGCACAUUCCUGAGCACCAUGAGCAGCAACACAUUUGCCCACCGCAGGCGCACGAGGUGUUGCUCAACCUGCCCUGUGCGUGUUCGCCGUACUUCAAGAACAUGAUGCAGAUGGUGGACUAUAACACGUCUCUUACACGCAUUGAAGACCUCGAGAUGGUGCACAUCAAGUUCAACGUACCAGCCGAUGUCGAAGUGGCUGCCGAAGUUGAGGUGCGUGCAUACAGCCGGGACCAAGACGGCGAUGUGUUUGAGAGCGGCGAAAUGGUCAAGAAGAGGGCCCUUGCGCAGGCCGAGUGGUCCAACGGAUACAAACGAUACACUGUCAAGGCGUUGCUACCUGGUGACGAGGGUCAAGGCGUCCUCAAGGUCUACGCAGGCAAGCGUGGGCUGAUGCACAGCAUCAAGGACAUUCCCCAUCCCAUGGCCUUUGCUCUGCCCAUCACACACACGGGCGAGAACCCGCCCUAUGAUUUCGUCACGAGGCAUCCGACGCCGCACGCCCAACGACACGACAUUUACGUCGUCCAGCCACAGUGCCAGCGGCUGGCGCUCAACAACACCUUUGUGUUCGCCAUCAGACAGCACCCGAGCUCGGCUAUCGUGGACUCGAUCAUGACGCCGGCGUCGAACCCGGGCGCGGCGAGCCCCAUACCGUUCGCUCGGCCAAGUUCUGCUAUGAGCAUGACCGCUUCUAGCGCCAGUGGGUCCAACCCCAGUACCGUCAGCGGCAACAAGCCGGCCAAGCUCGCGAUCCAAACGCCGGCGGGCAAGAUUCUGCGCUUGAUGCGCAAGGACGACCGCAAGGGUAUCGGUGUCGGUGGCCGCAACACGAGGGACGAGGAGGGCAGCGACGGGGGCACGUGGGAGACUAUCAUCAAGUGCUCGGAGAAGGGAGUUUGGAGGGGUCUGGUGCUGGCUGACCGCACUGCGCGCUGGUGUGUUUUUGCCGAAUGGGUCUGCCUCGGAUGA
Messenger RNA from Verticillium nonalfalfae, 4029 nucleotides. RefSeq names its product cytokinesis protein 3 (gene CYK3). Gene Ontology annotation, molecular function: protein binding. The coding region runs from base 1 to 4029 and encodes 1342 amino acids. The transcript is spliced from 2 exons. NCBI's taxonomy places the organism in Eukaryota, Fungi, Ascomycota, Sordariomycetes, Glomerellales, Plectosphaerellaceae. The record is from RefSeq and is a predicted model, not a curated record.